GGGCCCUGGGAGAGGUGGGAGCCGCUGUGUGUGGAGGCGCUGCUGCCGGUGUCAUGGCGGAGCUGAGUGAGGAGGCGCUGCUGUCAGUAUUACCGACGAUCCGGGUCCCUAAGGCUGGAGACCGGGUCCACAAAGACGAGUGCGCCUUCUCCUUCGACACGCCGGAGUCCGAGGGUGGCCUCUACGUCUGCAUGAACACAUUCCUGGGCUUUGGGAAACAGUAUGUGGAGAGACACUUCAACAAGACGGGCCAGCGAGUCUACCUGCACCUCCGGCGGACCCGGCGCCCGAAAGAGGAAGACACGACUGCAGGCACUGGAGACCCACCCCGGAAGAAGCCCACCCGGCUGGCUAUUGGUGUUGAAGGCGGGUUUGACCUCACUGAGGAAAAGUUUGAAUAUGACGAGGACGUGAAGAUUGUCAUUCUGCCAGAUUACCUGGAGAUUGCUCGAGAUGGGCUGGGGGGGCUGCCUGACAUUGUCAGAGAUCGGGUGACCAGUGCGGUAGAGGCCCUGCUCUCGGCCGACUCAGCCUCCCGCAAGCAGGAGGUGCAGGCCUGGGAUGGGGAAGUUCGGCAGGUGUCUAAGCAUGCCUUCAACCUCAAGCAGUUGGACAACCCUGCUCGAAUCCCUCCCUGUGGCUGGAAGUGCUCCAAGUGUGACAUGAGAGAGAACCUGUGGCUCAACCUGACAGAUGGCUCUAUCCUCUGCGGCCGACGCUACUUUGAUGGCAGCGGAGGCAACAACCACGCGGUGGAGCACUACAGGGAGACAGGCUACCCACUAGCUGUCAAGCUGGGCACCAUCACACCUGAUGGAGCUGACGUGUACUCAUACGAUGAAGAUGACAUGGUCCUGGACCCCAGCCUGGCUGAGCACCUCUCCCACUUUGGCAUCGAUAUGCUGAAGAUGCAGAAGACGGACAAGACGAUGACCGAGUUGGAGAUAGACAUGAACCAGCGGGUUGGCGAGUGGGAGCUGAUCCAGGAGUCCAGUGUGCCACUGAAGCCCCUGAGUGGGCCCGGCUACACAGGCAUCCGGAACUUGGGUAACAGCUGCUACCUCAACUCCGUGGUCCAGGUGCUGUUCAGCAUCCCCGACUUCCAGAGGAAGUAUGUGGAUAAGCUGGAGAAGAUCUUCCAGAAUGCCCCGACGGACCCUACCCAAGACUUCAGCACCCAGGUGGCCAAGCUGGGUCAUGGCCUUCUCUCGGGGGAGCAUUCCAAGCCGGCUCCGGAGUCAGGCGAAGGGGAGCAGGCGCCAGAGCAAAAGGACGUUCAAGAUGGCAUCGCCCCCCGGAUGUUCAAGGCCCUCAUCGGCAAGGGCCAUCCCGAGUUCUCCACCAACCGGCAGCAGGACGCCCAGGAGUUCUUCCUUCACCUGAUCAACAUGGUGGAGAGGAAUUGCCGGAGCUCCGAAAACCCCAAUGAAGUGUUCCGCUUCUUGGUGGAGGAGAAGAUCAAGUGCCUGGCCACGGAGAAGGUGAAGUACACCCAGAGAGUUGACUACAUCAUGCAGCUGCCCGUGCCCAUGGAUGCGGCCCUUAACAAAGAGGAGCUUCUGGAGUAUGAGGAGAAGAAGCGGCAAGCUGAGGAGGAGAAGUUACCACCGCCAGAGCUGGUUCGGGCCCAGGUGCCCUUCAGCUCCUGCCUGGAGGCCUAUGGGGCGCCUGAGCAGGUGGAUGACUUCUGGAGCACAGCCCUUCAGGCCAAGUCAGUAGCCGUCAAGACCACACGAUUUGCCUCGUUCCCUGACUACCUGGUCAUCCAGAUCAAGAAGUUCACCUUCGGCUUAGAUUGGGUGCCCAAGAAACUGGACGUGUCCAUCGAGAUGCCAGAGGAACUUGACAUCUCCCAGCUGAGGGGCACAGGGCUGCAGCCGGGAGAGGAGGAGCUGCCGGACAUUGCUCCACCCCUGGUCACUCCGGACGAGCCCAAAGGUAGCCUUGGUUUCUAUGGCAACGAAGACGAAGACUCCUUCUGCUCCCCUCACUUCUCCUCUCCGACAUCCCCCAUGCUGGAUGAGUCGGUCAUUAUCCAGCUGGUGGAGAUGGGCUUCCCGAUGGACGCCUGCCGCAAAGCUGUCUACUACACUGGCAACAGUGGGGCCGAGGCCGCCAUGAACUGGGUCAUGUCGCACAUGGACGAUCCAGGUAGGCAGCCGUGGGGGGCGGGGUGGGCAGGGCCCCGUCCGCCCCACAUGCUUCAUCCUCUCACGUCCGCAGAUUUCGCUAACCCCCUCGUCCUGCCUGGCUCCAGUGGGCCUGGCUCUACAAGUGCUGCUGCCGACCCCCCGCCAGAGGACUGUGUGACCACCAUCGUCUCCAUGGGCUUCUCCCGGGACCAGGCCCUCAAAGCUCUGCGGGCCACGAACAAUAGUUUAGAACGGGCUGUGGACUGGAUCUUCAGUCACAUCGACGACCUAGACGCCGAGGCUGCCAUGGACAUCUCAGAGGGCCGCUCGGCCGCCGACUCCAUCUCUGAGUCCGUGCCAGUGGGACCUAAAGUCCGGGAUGGCCCUGGAAAGUAUCAGCUCUUUGCCUUCAUUAGUCACAUGGGCACCUCUACCAUGUGUGGGCACUACGUCUGCCACAUCAAGAAGGAAGGCAGAUGGGUGAUCUACAAUGACCAGAAAGUGUGUGCCUCUGAGAAGCCACCCAAGGACCUGGGCUACAUCUACUUCUACCAGAGAGUGGCCAGCUAAGAGCCUGCCCUCACCCCUUACCACGGAGGGCAGCGGCAGACCACCCGGCAUGAGGGAUAGGGCUGAGGGCAGACAUCAGCCCGCCUGCUCUGUCCCCUUUUUCUUUUUGUCCCGGCAGCAGGGAAGAAGCCGGAGGCCAUCAGGGAAUGGCCAGCAAAGCAAGGCGGAGGGGCACUUUACAGACUGGGGAUGGAGCAGGAGGGGCGGCGGCCGAGUGCCGGGAGUGCCGGGCUGCGAGGAGAUGCGGGGGCUUCCCUGACCCUGGAAUCCGCCCACUCUGCUUCUCUGUGUAACCCUGCCCAGCCCCUGCGUGGAGGGGAAGGGUCUUGUGUGUGCGUGUGCGUGUGGGUGUAGCUCUGUGCAUCCUCUUCCGGGAGGGGAGCGUCUGUGCCUCCCCUCCCCUGUUGUGUUUGCCCUGUGCGGUUGGCAAGGAGGGACGUGGGGACCCCCGGCCCUCCCGCCUCAGCCUUCCCCCGUCUCUUCCCUGCCCUUCUCUGGAACACGCCAAAAUACACGAUGUGAAUAAAGGUACUGUGGCUCCA
This is a messenger RNA of Carlito syrichta (Philippine tarsier), 3244 nucleotides long. RefSeq names its product ubiquitin specific peptidase 5 (gene USP5). Bases 54 to 2702 code for a protein of 882 amino acids. Gene Ontology annotation, molecular function: cysteine-type deubiquitinase activity; protein binding; zinc ion binding. The transcript has 19 exons. The record is from RefSeq and is a predicted model, not a curated record. NCBI's taxonomy places the organism in Eukaryota, Metazoa, Chordata, Mammalia, Primates, Tarsiidae. Gene Ontology annotation, biological process: protein deubiquitination.